Messenger RNA from Lolium perenne, 951 nucleotides. Lineage: Eukaryota; Viridiplantae; Streptophyta; Magnoliopsida; Poales; Poaceae. The record is from RefSeq and is a predicted model, not a curated record.
AUGCGCCGCCGGAGCCGCCUCUCUCCACUCUUCGCCCUCCUCGGCCACGCGCCGCCCGGGCUGCUGCUGGCCACGCUUCCCCCUCGGCCCCGUCGGCCACGCGCCGCCAGAGCCGCCGCCGGCCAGUCCUACCUCGCCCGCCACCGCACCAGGCCCCACGCGCCGUCGCCGCCCCACCAGAAUCGAGCGACACUUCUCCCGCACGAGGCCACGACCUCGCGCGCGCUGCCGGCGCCAGCCGAUUUCACAACCGUCGGUCGUUGCGCCGCUUCUCCAAAUCACGACAGGCCCGUCCCUGCUAAUCAUGCUCACCGCCCCCAUGCCCCUUCUCGCCGCCGGACUUGGUCAACCCCACCGCAGCAGGGCCCCACCUCCGCCGCGCCCGCCCUCGCAUCACCGGACCACAGGGGCGGACCUGGAAAAAAAGCCCACGACCCCAACCCACGCACGAACCCCACCUGCCCCGAAUUGACCCAAUCCCCACGUGCACCCACCGCCGGCCACCCCACCGCCGGCGAGGACGGCCCCUGCGCCGCCGACUACAGGGCCCCGCGCUGCCGACUCGAGGUCCUUGCUGCGAGCCGGCCGCCGCCACGCCCCUCGGCCCUCGGCCUCGCUGCUCGCCGCCGCCAUCGCUCCCACCUCGCUGGGAGCCGCGCACCGCCACCACAGGCCCACGCACCGCCGCGCCCCUCUACCCCCUCCUCGCUGCGAGUCGCGCGCCGCCGCCUCGCACCACGCACCUCGCUGCGGGCCGCGCGCCGCCUCCCCGAGCCCGGGCGCCGCCGCGCCCUCUCGCCCUCGCCUCAUGCGAGCCGCCCGACGCCGCUGGGCACCGUUUUCCCGGUCGUCGUCGGCUUGGUCUCCCGCAGCGGAUCCUGCCGCCCGUCCCCCAGCAACCGCCGCCCCUCCCACUGCUCCCCACCACUGCCAUGGGAGUCCCUGCUGUGA